This is a messenger RNA of Symbiodinium sp. CCMP2592, 2007 nucleotides long. Lineage: Eukaryota; Dinophyceae; Suessiales; Symbiodiniaceae. The record is from the annotation of a GenBank genome assembly.
AUGUCGGCGAUCUUCUGGGCCCUUUAUCUGCCAUGCGUUUGUGCUUUGGGAGCGUCCAAGCCACUUAUCAACGUCGUCUGGUUUAAGUGCACGGAUCUACGGACGCAUGACCAUGCUGCGCUCAAGGCAGCCCAUUCAGACAAGCUGCCGGUGUUGCAUCUCUAUGUUUUCGAUCCUGUCUGGUACGAGGGCAAGACCCGUCUGUGCGGCUUCCCCAAAACUGGAGUCUUGAGAACUCGAUUUCAAUUGGAGGCUUUGGAGGACCUUCAAAGCAGGCUGGAAUCCAGAGGCCAUCGACUCAACGUGCGCACGAACGUAUCCACCGCCGAGUGUUUCAGGGAGCUUAGCAAAGACUAUAGGAUCAACGCCGUCUUCGCAUUCCAUGAAGUUUGCAGCGAAGAGCUGCAGAUUCAGCGAGAGGUUCAGCAUGUGCUGCGUCAGAAUGGGCCAAGUCCUCUGCGACUUUACUGGGGGUACGAGCUGCUUCACCCUGAUGACCUCCCGUUCGAUACGAAAGACCGGGCAGCUUUCAAGGAGAUCGAGGUCUUUCUCGGUCGCGUCAAAGGUGUAUCUCCGAGGCCAUCUGCUCAGCAAGAGCCUGAUUUCGUAACUGGUCCCGAGAAGGCCAUCCACUGGUGGCGAGCAAGCAAAGCCAUUCCACAGGCAGAUGAGGUCAUGGGAAGUAAUUACUUGGUGGCCGAGGAUCUGGGAAAGGAGUCUGCUUGGCAAGGAGGGGAGACUGCGGCCCUUGCGCGGGUACAGGAGUACUUGUGGGAUCACGACCGGCUUGCACUGGAUUAUGUCGGAGCAACAUCGGUGCGAAGCUUGUACAGAAGCCCUUUGGAUGACGAAGCUACUUCGAAGUUGUCACCCUGGCUUGCUCAUGGAUGUCUGUCUCCGAGACUGCUCUACGAGGAGGUCACGCGUUACGUGUCGGCAUACCGACAGAAAUUGCUUUCUACUGGUCGAGCAAAGCAAGAAUAUACACAUUCGGGUAUUGGGAUCAGAAACCCGUACAAUGUCUCGCAUCGCAUCGUGCGUGAACUGCUCUGGCGCGAUUUUACACGCUUUGGGAGCAUCGAGGCAGGUACCAACAUCUUUAAGAUUGGUGGCCGAGAUAAAACUAUUCGUCAGAAUUCCGAGAGCCGAAGUAAUCCCCAACAUCUUCCAUCGUGGCACUGGUCCUCAGAUCGAGGCUUGCUGGAAGCUUGGAUUGAUGGACGUACAGGUUUCCCAUUCAUCGACAGCUCCAUGCGAGAGCUCAAGGCCACCGGCUAUUGCAAGCACAUCGGCCGCUUGUGCACUGGAUGGUUUCUUAUCUCUGACUUAGGACUCGACUGGCGGAUGGGAGGAGAGUGGUACGAGUCCAUACUUGUAGAUUAUGAGCCAGCUUUGAACUGGUUCAACUGGGUUUAUGGUUGCCUGGAACCUAUCAACCCUCAUAAAGCCCAAGCGCGAGGGCAGCAGCAGUGCCGGGAAAUAUUGGAGGCCGGAAUUGUGCAUGACCCCGAUGCCGCUUACAUCAAACGAUGGAUCCCGGAGCUGGCAGAGCUACCGCCACUUCUUGCAAGGGAGCCAUGGCGUCUACAUCCAGAGGGCAUCCGAUGGGCGUCAAAGUCGACGAGCCUUCGAAAGAUGCCCUUUUUACGGGGAUUCCAGGCUCCGCCUGUAGUGCAGGAAGGUGGGACAAGACAGCAAGGAAACGAAGAGCACUCUGGUGACACUUCCUUCCCAGGACUUCAGCUCUGGCGAAGGCUGGUCUCAUUUCUCCUUCCAAAGUUGACUGGCCUCUUCCCUGCUCGUCUUGUGCCAAGAGCUGGAGCAACUGCACGCUCCUUUCGCUAUGGCGUGGACUACCCGAAGCCUGUUAUCCAGCCGAUUUCAUUGAUGGAUGCAGAAAGGGCAGAGGCACAGGUUCACGCUGCUCGGGCCAUUUCCAAGCAGCAGCGAGACGAGGAAGUAGCAUGGUUGAAAACAAGGCGACAUUGCGGUUCGCAGCCUCAUUAG